AUGGUCGUCGCCUCCCAGUUCUCGCCGCCGCCGCCUGGUCGCGACCUCCCAGUGCCCGCCGCCGCCGCCUGGUCGUCGCCUCCCAGUGCUCACCGCCACCUGAUCGUCGCCUCCCAGUUCUCGCCGCCGCCGCCUGGUCGCCGCCUCCCAGUGCCCGCCGCCGCCGCCUGGUCGUCGCCUCUAAGUGCUCACCGCCGCCUGGUCGCCGCAUCCCGGUGCCCGCCGCCGCCGCCUGGUCGCCGCCUCCCGGUGCCCGCCGCCGCCGCCUGGUCGUCGCCUCCGAGUGCUCGCCACCUCCGCCUGGUAGUCGCCUCCCAGUGCUCGCCGCCGCCGUCUGGCUGUCGCUUCCCAGUGCUCGCCACCGCCGCCUGGUCGUCUUCUCCCAGUGCUCGCCGCUGCCGCCUGGCUGUCGUCUCCCUGUGCUCGCCGCCGCCGCCUGGUCGCCGCCUCCCGGUGCCCGCCGCCCCGCCUGGUCGUCGCCUCCCGAUGCCCGCCGCCCCGCCUGUUCGUCGCCUCCCGGUGCCCGCCGCCGCCGCCUGGACGUCGCUUUCCAGUGCUCGCCGCCGCCGCCUGAUCGUCGUCUCCCAGUGGUCGCCAACACAUGGUCGUCGCCUCCCAGUUCUCGCCGCCGCCGCCUGGUCGCCGCCUCCCAGUGCCCGCCGCCGCCGCCUGGUCGUCGCCCCUAAGUUCUCACCGCCACCUGAUCGUCGCCUCCCAGUUCUCGCCGCCGCUGCCUGGUCGCCGAAUCCCGGUGCCCACCGCCGCCGCCUGGUCGUCGCCUCUGAGUGCUCGCCACCCCUGCCUGGUAGUCACCUCCCAGUUCUCGCCGCCGCCGCCUGGUCGUCGCCUCUGAGUGCUCUGCCACCCCUGCCUGGUAGUCGCCUCCCAGUGCUCGCCGCCGCCGUCUGGUCGUCGCCUCCCAGUGGUCGCCACCACAUGGUCGUCGCCUCCCAGUUCUCGCCGCCGCCGCCUGGUCGCCACCUCCCAGUGCCCGCCGCCGCCGCCUGGUCGUCGCCUCCCAGUGCUCACCGCCACCUGAUCGUCGCCUCCCAGUUCUCGCCGCCGCCGCCUGGUCGCCGCCUCCCAGUGCCCGCCGCCGCCGCCUGGUCGUCGCCUCUAAGUGCUCACCGCCGCCUGGUCGCCGCAUCCCGGUGCCCGCCGCCGCCGCCUGGUCGCCGCCUCCCGGUGCCCGCCGCCGCCGCCUGGUCGUCGCCUCCGAGUGCUCGCCACCUCCGCCUGGUAGUCGCCUCCCAGUGCUCGCCGCCGCCGUCUGGCUGUCGCUUCCCAGUGCUCGCCACCGCCGCCUGGUCGUCUUCUCCCAGUGCUCGCCGCUGCCGUCUGGCUGUCGUCUCCCUGUGCUCGCCGCCGCCGCCUGGUCGCCGCCUCCCAGUGCCCGCCGCCCCGCCUGGUCGUCGCCUCCCGAUGCCCGCCGCCCCGCCUGUUCGUCGCCUCCCGGUGCCCGCCGCCGCCGCCUGGACGUCGCUUUCCAGUGCUCGCCGCCGCCGCCUGAUCGUCGUCUCCCAGUGGUCGCCAACACAUGGUCGUCGCCUCCCAGUUCUCGCCGCCGCCGCCUGGUCGCCGCCUCCCAGUGCCCGCCGCCGCCGCCUGGUCGUCGCCUCUAAGUGCUCACCGCCGCCUGGUCGCCGCAUCCCGGUGCCCGCCGCCGCCGCCUGGUCGUCGCCUCUGAGUGUUCGCCACCUCCGCCUGGUCGCCGCCUCCCGGUGCCCGACGCCCCGCCUGGUCGUCGCCUCCCGAUGCCCGCCGCCCCGCCUGUUCGUCGCCUCCCGGUGCCCGCCGCCGCCGCCUGGACUUCUCGCCGCCGCCGCCUGGUCGCCGCCUCCCAGUGCCCGCCGCCGCCGCCUGGUCGUCGCCUCUAAGUGCUCACCGCCGCCUGGUCGCCGCAUCCUGGUGCCCGCCGCCGCCGCCUGGUCGUCGCCUCUGAGUGUUCGCCACCUCCGCCUGGUCGCCGCCUCCUGGUGCCCGCCGCCCCGCCUGGUCGUCGCCUCCCGAUGCCCGCCGCCCCGCCUGUUCGUCGUCUCCCGGUGCCCGCCGCCGACACCUGGACGUCGCUUUCCAGUGCUCGCCGCCGCCGCCUGGUCGUCGUCUCCCAGUGGUUGCCACCACAUGGUCGUCGCCUCCCAGUUCUCGCCGCCGCCGCCUGGUCGCCGCCUCCCAGUGCCCGCCGCCGCCGCCUGGUCGUCGCCUCUAAGUGCUCACCGCCACCUGAUCGUCGCCUCCCAGUUCUCACGCCGCCGCCUGGUCGUCGCCUCCCGGUGCCCGCCGCCGCCGCCUGGUCGUCGCUUCCGAGUGCUCGCCACCUCCGCCUGGUCGUUGCCUCCCAGUGCUCACCGCCACCUGAUCGUCGCCUCCCAGUUGUCGCCGCCGCCGCCAGGUCGCCGCCUCCCAGUUCUCGCCGCCGCCGCCUGGUCGCCGCCUCCCAGUGCCCGGCGCCGCCGCCUGGUCGUUGCCUCCCAGUGCUCACCGCCACCUGAUCGUCGCCUCCCAGUUCUCGCCGCCGCCGCCAGGUCGCCGCCUCCCAGUUCUCGCCGCCGCCGCCUGGUCGUCGCCUCUGAGUGCUCUGCCACCCCUGCCUGGUAG
Molecule: messenger RNA, 2598 nt
Organism: Schistocerca gregaria
Lineage: Eukaryota; Metazoa; Arthropoda; Insecta; Orthoptera; Acrididae
Exons: 2
Coding region: 1-2598 (865 amino acids)
Source: RefSeq, a predicted model, not a curated record